Molecule: messenger RNA, 1518 nt
Organism: Aureobasidium vineae
Lineage: Eukaryota; Fungi; Ascomycota; Dothideomycetes; Dothideales; Saccotheciaceae
Source: the annotation of a GenBank genome assembly
AUGUCAGCGAUGAACUCUGAUUCUGAUGAGGAUAUGCCUCCAGCAAAGCAGGUAAACACUGGACAGUGCGACACUGGCACGAUUUCAGAACAAGCAAACACCGCUCAUAGCAAUGGUCAUUUCAACCCUCCUGUGCCGCCUAACAACCUUCAGCAGUACUACUUCAAUGGUAUUUACCACCCCAUGUCGGCCCCUGGGCCCUCAUCUGCUGCCGCAGUUGCACGCCCGAUGAUCGUCAGCAAACACAUGGAACUCAAGGGCCAGACAUUGGUGGAGCCAGUCAGACGUGCAAAGGUGGCGCGCAAGUCCAGAUAUGAUCCACGAACAAUUUGCAGGGAUGUUCUCCUGGCGACGGGACGUCAUCCAGACAUGCGACCUCUGAACCAACAUCUCCACGUAAUGCACAACUUCCUCAAGCUACAUUCCAAAGAUGUUGAGCUGGACAAAUUCGAUCUCGAAACGAUUCGCUGGGACCUCAUUGACCCCGGCGAGCCGAUAGUUGAGCCGAUUGAACCUGCGGAAGCAGAUAGAGAGUCUACUGUCGAAGCCGGAACGAACGAGAGGAACGCAACAGACGCCGACGACGAAGGUGGAAGUGAAGACGAAGGAGGAGCACCACUCACUUCUGAUGUCCCACCUGUCACUGCUGAGGCUUCCACAAGUGAAAACACACCAGCACGUUCGACAUCUGGUCGCCACGCGUCAACCAGCCAACUCGUCGCCGUAGAGAUCGACACAAGCAAGGGCAACCAAGGUCGUACCAGGAAGCCGUUCCCUAAGGCCAGGGUUGGACGUCCUCGCAAGAGUCUGCCUGCAGCCAGUGUCAGUGUUGGCAACGGCAGAUCUCCGGCUAAACCCUCGACCCGCCGUCAUACCGACAUGCAUCAACGCGCGACAUCGUCCAUCGCGACUGACACACCUCGCAAACAACAAACACCGAACAUGUCGGCAACACUGAUUCCAGAUAAGCCGGUUGGCUACGCAGCAUUCCGCUCAGCGGUCACCGAGUAUGAUGAAAAUGGUAAUCCGAUUAAGAAANAAGGUCGCCCGGUCGGCUGGCGCAAGAGCGUCCAUAGUAAGGCAGCACUUGCAGCAGCGGCUGGCGAAAGCAUCGACGGCCCCAAUUCCAAGUCAUCAACGGCGGCUCAGCGCACAUCUCGAGGUCAAGCAGCGCCGAGCUAUGCGCCACCAAAGCAGCGUCGUGGCAGACCGGCCAAACCUAUUGUCGAAGUCAAGGAGCCUGAAGUCGAUUUCAACGUUUACAAGUGUGAAUGGGAAGACUGUGGUUCAGAACUGCACAACAUCGACACACUGCGCAAACACGUUCUCAAACUUCACGGCAAAAAGACAUCAGAAGGCGACUACGAAUGCGCAUGGUUCGGAUGCUUCCAAGAAGACGAGGUGACUGCUUUUGACGACAUGGCGCAAUGGAUGGAGCACAUGGAGACGCAGCAUGUCAAGCCGAUCUCGCGAACUCUAGGCGAUGGACCUCGCCAAGGACUUUCAGGUGGCUCUUGA